This is a messenger RNA of Aspergillus versicolor CBS 583.65, 385 nucleotides long. RefSeq lists its product as uncharacterized. The record is from RefSeq and is a predicted model, not a curated record. The transcript is spliced from 3 exons. Bases 146 to 325 code for a protein of 59 amino acids. Lineage: Eukaryota; Fungi; Ascomycota; Eurotiomycetes; Eurotiales; Aspergillaceae.
CCGAUUUCGGUUAUGGUACGAACAAAUGCGAUACCUUGGGAAAUGACAAGCUCCUUGACAAGUUUAUGCGGAGAAGCUGGGGUCGCUUCUGUGAGGUUUAUUCUCCGAUGUUCAUUCCUUUGUUCAUUCUUUUGGGCGGUAUUAAAUGGACAUCGAGAGUCUCAACUCUAAUCCACCCUCGAUCUUUUUAAGUUUCAGAGGUAUGUUAUUGGGUGCCUGGAAUGGGCUCGAUGCAUCUGCGGAGUGUGCGGAGAUAUGGAAUUCCAGCUGGAAGCCAUGGUUCGAUAAGCGGAAGACCCGUUGCUUCGUUGACUUCGGGUGUUAGCGUAGAAAGAGAAGACAUCGUCACUCCGUAAGCGAGCAGCUCUACCGAAGCUUCCCCGAG